Molecule: messenger RNA, 3389 nt
Organism: Hypanus sabinus (Atlantic stingray)
Lineage: Eukaryota; Metazoa; Chordata; Chondrichthyes; Myliobatiformes; Dasyatidae
Gene: fam174c
Product: family with sequence similarity 174 member C
Exons: 4
Coding region: 87-491 (134 amino acids)
Cellular component (GO): extracellular region
Source: RefSeq, a predicted model, not a curated record
GAUUGAAUGUGACGCCUUUCCUGCAGUACGGUGUCACAGUGUGAAGGUUCCCCAUUACCCAAAGUAGGAGCGGGAAAUCCUGGACGAUGAGGCUGGACGGCGGCGAUUCCCUUGGCUGGGCACUGGCCGCCGUCCUCUGCCUGUCUCUGCUGCUGCCGCCGGGGCAGUGCCAGGUUAAUGGCAACACCACGGCGCCGAACACCAGCAGUUCCAGGCCCGGGACUUCGCCGGCCUGGGGCAAAUCUAACGACGGGUCGGCGAUUGGACGCGCCGUGGCCGUGGUCCUCGGCUUCAGCGCCCUCGGGCUCAUCUACCUCUUGGUGCGGGGCCUGCGGUUAAAGAAAAGUCAAAGGAAGAAGUAUGGGUUGCUGUCCUCCUUUGAUGAUCACGUGGAGAUGGCUCCAAUGGACACAGAUGAUGAUGAUACAACAUUAUUUGAAGCAAAGAGCAUGAGGAGGAGCGUUAACUACACUGCCUCACAAACUUGCUGACUUCCAACCAUUCCAAAUUCUUCAAGAUACGCUCCACUUCUCUGCUAUAAUAAGCACCCGAGGGACAUACAGCGAAUGCAACAUUACCUGUUGUGCAAUUUUUAAGAAGCUCCCUGUCGCCCACUGAUUACCAACCAAUGACUAAAAAUAUUCGUAUGGUUUUAUGUGGCACUCGACAGGUAACAAUUCCAGGACAAGCAGGCUCUUCAGUAAAGGAACAGGGAAUUUCUUCAGCUGGGGGGGGGGGGGGGGGAUGUUUUACGCUGACUUUGAAAUUUCUGUAUCAUUCUGUGUCAUUCAAAAGACAAGUUGAAGAUUUGUCUGAAUUGUUUUUCUUUAAAAUUCUGCUUCACAGCAAGUGGGAUUUGCAAACUUUAAAACAUGUAUAAUUUUUUGUAAUGAAAUAUUUAAAUUGAUAUUGUUGCACUGAGUGGAAUGUUUGCUUUUAUGCCAUUCACUGUGGAUAAAUGUAUGUAUGUACAUACAACAAUGUUAAUAAUAUUUUGUGUUUGGCAGAGAGCACGUGCUUUUUUGGAAGAAACAACUAAACCUUUGCCUAAAGUGGCACCCCAAAUCUCAUCUUAUUUUAAAUGCUUUUUCCAUGGUCUUCCUAGCAACAGAGCUGUUUUACACUUAAAACAGUGCUGUGUUACACUUUGUCCCUAUUAAGUUAUGGAUGGCUAUACAGAAAGUCUGCUAACCACCUAAUAUUUUAAAGUAUAAUGUUGUCAUAUAGGAGUGCCUGCUUAAACAAAGGGAGCAAUUAAUUGGGUGUCAUCGGUUGUUUAACAUAGAAUGCUUCUUUUGUACUCGUGAUUCUAAUGCACUGAAAAUUUCUCUUGGGGAGGAGGAAUGGGGAAAAACAGGUUUUAAAAAUGAAUGGGGAAAAGCAGGUUUUAAAAAUGAUUCCCCUUUUCGGUGACACCAGUAUGUAGAAGCUGUCACCUGUAAGCAGACAUUUCUAUGGCACAUUUGGGGAACUGACUUCACUUGCAAGGAAGAAACUUACCAGCUUGCUGGUUGAAUUAAUUAUUUUCAGUGCAACCACAGUAUACUAUCUUACUUUGACUGAAAUCCUGUUUCCUGUGCGCAAUUCAAGGAUUAUUUCAUUGUUAGCUUAAAUAAGUUCAGUCCAGGCCAAUGUGGCAUAACUCACAAAGUAUAUACUUGUUGGAACUGUGAAGCUUUUUACAUGCCUUCUCGACAACAUGAAGAAGCUACAAUUGAAUGCCAUAGUUUUUCUUUAAUUUAUGUGAAUUUAAACCUUUUAAAAAUAAUUUUGGUGCCCUAUGUAAUUUAACUGAUAGGAUUCAUAGAUGUAGUUAGAGUUGCUGAGAGCGUCCUCCGGAACACAUUCCUUACCAAGAUGUUUAAGUCUGUACCAGAAGAGGGGUGAAGCAAUUGGGGUUUAUACAAUGUAAUGUGCCAAAAUGAAAGGGGUAUUUAAAUUCAGGUUGGAGAAGGGUGGGGAGCUGCAGUGAAGUUUUGGCAGGACAGCCAUUGGGUCGAAGCGUUUGGAGAUGGGUUGGAGAAAUUGGGUGAGGGGGAAGCAUUACAGAAUAAUUUGAGCACAAACCCUGUUCACUGUUUCCUAUGCACAGAUUGGCACAGCGUUUCCCUUCCUCUACUAAUUUUCCUUAGGUUACAAGGAGCUCGUGACUUUGGCACUAAUUGAAGAUAAUAUUUUAAUUACAUAAAAUGUCCACUGAGUACAAAAACAAAAUGCAAAUUUCACGCCAUUUUAUGCAGUGGCUGAAAUAAGCUUAUAAUUUAUCUUAAAUUCUGAUUCAGGGUUUCAAUUGUUUUAUUAACAGGGAACAUGAAGGAAAGAAUGAAACUGUCUUUUCCUGUUUAAAAGAGAUUACAAAGUGGGUUAUUGACAGCAAUUCCUGCUCUAUUUAUUAGAAAGUUGAUGGUUCUGAAUGUAUUGCUGAUUCAUUAUUUCACUUCCAUGUUGCAGUCAAAAGCAACAAAAGUGCUGAAAGAGAAAAAAAUGGGUUAGAGAUUUAGGGGUAAGUAGAAGUAGUGAUACUGUAUCUUUGGAAGAAAUAAAAGCAAAAGACCAAAGCUCUAUUAUUAUUGUUUGUUAUAAUGCUCUAUUUAUUUAGUUAUGUAAUUUUCAAAAUGAAACACGUUUGUAUGGAAAAAAUGGAACUCUUCAAUCUUUCCUUGGCAUUAAGCACAUCAAUGCUAGAUAGAGAGAAAUAAAGUACUCCCUAAUUUCUACCCAACUUAAGUUCAGCUGCUAUCUGAAUCUACCCACUGUGGAUAACACCCUUUUAUUGAACCAGGCGGACAAGUUUAUUUUCUCUCUCUCAUUAGGAAUUGCUGCCUGUUUGAUUCAGAUCACCACCGAAUGCCAAGUUACUUUCCACAAUGCAAUUCUUGUAUUCAUAAGGACUUGGGUUGAGGCAACUUGAGCUCAAUUCAUAUGCAGCCAUGUAACAGACUUUUCAUACUACUGUAUGAAUAUGGUUUUAGUUUAGGGCACCCUUGGAAAAAAAUAAGGUGAACAUUUUAAACGUCUAUUUGCCUUAUUUUUUCACAGCUGUUACAGCAAUGGCAGUGGUCUGUUUUACAUUAUUUAUAGAUAAUACUGCAUCAGGCAAUGUGUUAGAGCUAAGGCAUGCUGUAUAACUGGGCUUACAGUAUUUAUUUAAUAAAGCCUUUCCUCAAAAAUUAUUUACAGCUUAAAGAAAAUAAACUGCAACUACUUUUCUGAAUAAAAGGAGGGUAAUUAUCCCAGACAAAGGCAGUAAGUGGAGAACAGUCAUGAUGAAAAUGAACCUUUGUGAUUAAUAAUAAUGUGGUCAAUAGGACUGAUAGAAUUGCCCAGUUGUGUCCACUUUGCCUGGCCAUUUUGCCAUCAGUAUAUACAGUCUUCCAUGUAAAUGGCAC